Sinocyclocheilus anshuiensis is the source of this 2065-nucleotide messenger RNA. Its product is annotated as putative RNA-binding protein Luc7-like 1. Gene Ontology annotation, molecular function: mRNA binding. Gene Ontology annotation, cellular component: U1 snRNP. Gene Ontology annotation, biological process: mRNA splice site recognition. The coding region runs from base 476 to 1723 and encodes 415 amino acids. NCBI's taxonomy places the organism in Eukaryota, Metazoa, Chordata, Actinopteri, Cypriniformes, Cyprinidae. The record is from RefSeq and is a predicted model, not a curated record. The transcript is spliced from 10 exons.
UCUGCGCCACUUCCUCGAGGUUGCGUCACCAAGCGGGAGCUGUGCGCGCGGGUCGGAAGUCUCUUUCCGAGAGGAAAAAAAAAGAAAUAAAACAAUAAAGCAACACCAAAUAAACACUGUCAAAACUUUGCGAAUAUCGACCAUUACACUAAAUAUUGAACUGCGGAUUGAUAAAGCAGCGCUAGGACUGAUAAAUAAGCGCACAUAAGGCGGACUGAGGGGCGUUGGGGAAGAGUUAGCCGCUGCUGCUAACGCACGAUGCUAACUCACUGAUUUAUGACUGAUUUCAGCGAUAUUUCAACUAAAAACUGCGCAUUCCGGAGGAUUUGAAAGACAGGAGUGUGCGUGGUGUCAGUAGAAAGUGUGUUAGUGAGGUACAGGAGGGGAUUUGUCUUCUCGGCGGCCGUUUGUGUUGAGGCCUGCUGUAUGAGGAGUUAAUCAACUCCUUCACACGUGUAGAGGUAAACAGGUGAAGAUGUCGGCCCAGGCGCAGAUGAGAGCCAUGCUGGACCAGCUCAUGGGCACUAGCAGAGAUGGAGACACGAUGAGACAGCGGAUCAAGUUCACGGACGAGCGGGUGUGUAAGAGUCAUCUGCUGGAGUCGUGUCCACAUGACAUACUGUCUGGAACCCGCAUGGAUCUGGGGGAGUGUGUGAAGAUUCACGAUCUCGCUUUGAGAGCAGAUUACGAGAUCGCAUCUAAACAGCAGGAGUUUUUCUUUGAGCUGGAUGCCGCGGAGCACCUGCAGUCCUUCAUCGCAGACUGUGACCGAAGAACCGAACUGGCCAAGAAACGGCUGGCCGAAACGCAGGAAGAGAUCAGCGCUGAAGUGGCUGCUAAGGCGGAGCGUGUGCACGAGCUGAACGAGGAGAUCGGGAAGCUGCUGGCGCGUGCGGAGCAACUGGGCGGCGAGGGAAACGUGGAGGAGGCUCAGCAGGUCCUGGAGAAGAUGGAGAAAACACGCACCCUGAAGAAAGAGGCAGAGGACAUAUACCGCAACUCCAUGCCGGCCUCCAGCUUCCAGCAGCAGAAGCUGCGGGUGUGUGAGGUUUGCUCUGCUUACCUCGGUCUCCACGACAACGACCGCCGCCUCGCCGACCACUUUGGAGGGAAACUUCAUAUAGGUUUCAUCGAAAUCCGUGAAAAACUUGAAAAACUGAGGAAAGCUGUGACGGAGAAACAGGAACGCAUGCGCACGAGGAGAAGAGAAGAGCGCGACAGAGAAGAGGAGCGAGCCAGAGAGUGGGAGAUGGAGAAAGAGAGAGAGCGCGAGAGAGAAAGAGAGAGAGAGAGGGAGCGCGAGCGAGAGAGAGACAGAGAGAGGGAACGCAGGAGGUCCAGAUCCAGAAGUGGUGAGCGACAUCGGGAAGGAGGAAGCUCGUCCUCUCAUCGCUCUCGUCGGCACCGUGAGGAUGGAGAGAGGGAACGAGACAGGGAGAGGAAGCACAGACACAAAGAUCGCCAUCGCUCUCGCUCGCACUCACACAGGAGCAAAAGGAAGAGGUCUUCACACACCAGAGAUCAGGAGCAGCCUCUGUCUCAGGAGAGAUGUAGGGAGAACACCGCAGACGAGAGAUGGUGGGACAACGGACGCAGGGACAUGGAGAGAGAAAGAUCCCCCGUCUCCCCAGACAUGAGCCUAAUGAAAGAGCGGGAGAGAUCCGUGUCGCUGGAGAGAGAUCAGCGCUCCAGCUCCGAGGAGAGAGAGUCCGGAGAGAUCUAGAGGGAAAGAUUCAGAUACUUUACUGUAGCUACCGAUCCCUGCUCCGUCUCAUAGCCGGCAGUCGCCCACACUGAUCUGUCAAUAACUGGAUGAGCUUUCAGUCCGGUUACUCAUACAUCAGUAGAAGCUCAGCGGCUACAGAGAGGAAGCCAGUCACAGAGAGAGAGAGCGAGAGAGAGAGAGAGAGUGUGUGUGUGUGUGUGUGUGUGUGUGUGUGUGGGACCAGCAUCAUUAUUCGAGAUACAGAUGACGCCUCAGACAGCAAGAGUUACACACUUUGAUCUAGUUGAUCCAAACUAGUCAGCAAACCAAAAGAACAUUUGAACAGAAGUGUUGUAGAGG